GCACUCUCAUUAGUUUGAAAACAACCGCUCGAGGCGGUAUUUCCCCUCCCUCGUUUUAUCCCCCUCCUUCUCAGUCUGUCAUGCGCUCGUCCCAGCCUUCCCCUGCCCGCUCCAACUUCACUCUCCGCGCGCUCCGAAAACGACCAUAGAUGUUCUGCCCUCCUUAAUUCAUCGUAAAUAUCGAUUAUCACUCCGGUGUUUUAAUGUCACGCUCAAACAAGUGUUUAUCGCCAUGGAUUUGCCACAUAGACGCCGUCUGGAACGCAUCCUGAUUUUUGCUGCCGCAUUUCUGUCACCUGCCUUCACGGUCCUGUGUAAUGACAUCCUGGGCCUGAAGGGGGCAGGAGAGCCGGUUCUCACCCCCAACGCGGUGUGCCUGCGGCUGGCCGGCCUGAGCAAGAGGCAGAUGCGCCUGUGCAUGCGCAGCCCUGACGUCACGGCCUCGGCUCUGCAGGGCAUACAGGUGGCCCUGCACGAGUGUCAACACCAGCUCAGGGACCAGCGGUGGAACUGCUCGUCACUAGAGACGCACGGGAAACACCCACUACACAGCGCCAUACUCAACAGGGGUUUCCGUGAGAGUGCGUUCACCUUGUCUCUGCUGGCCGCAGGCGUGGCCCACUCUGUAGCGUCGGCCUGCAGCAUGGGGAAGCUGAGGGGCUGCGGCUGCGAGGCCAAGCGGCGCCUGGACGACGACAAGAUCCGGCUCAAGCUCACACAGCUGCAGCUGCAGACCCUGCAGAGGGGGGCCGGAGUGUCGUCGCACCCGUCCGCCCUGCUGAAGCAGCUUCCGGAGGAGGUGGCGACCCUACAGGACACGUGGGAGUGGGGCGGCUGCAGCCACGACGCCCGGUUCGGCAUGCGCUUCUCCCGCGACUGGCUGGACAUGAGGGGCUCGCCGCGGGACAUCCACGCACGCAUGCGCAUACACAACAGCCGCGUCGGACGACAGGUAGUGAGCGACAACAUGAGGAGGAAGUGCAAGUGUCACGGCACGUCGGGCAGCUGCCAGUUCAAGACGUGCUGGUACGUGUCACCCGAGUUCCGGUUGGUGGGCUCGCUGCUGCGCGACAAGUUCCUGUCGGCCAUCUUCAUCAACUCCCAGAACAAGAACAGCGGCGUCUUCAACCCUCGUGUGGUGGGUGGUAAUGGCGGUGGCGGUGGAGGUGGCAAUGGCGGCUCCAGGUCCAGCAAUGGCGGCUCCAGGUCCAGCAAUGGCGGCUCCAGGUCUAGGUCCAGCAACCACAACCACCACCACCACCACCACCACAACAGCAAUGGCGGUGCCGGGUCGACCCAGAGCAGCGGGCGGCGGCGCUCGACGCUCUCGCGCGAGCUGGUCUACUUCGAGAAGUCACCGGACUUCUGCGAGCCGGACGCGUCGGUGGACUCGGCGGGCACGCAGGGCCGCCUGUGCAACAAGAGCAGCGCGGGCAUGGACAGCUGCGACUCGCUGUGCUGCGGUCGUGGCCACAACAUCCUCAAGCAGACGCGCAGCGAGCGCUGCAACUGCCGCUUCCACUGGUGCUGCUACGUGCUGUGCGAGGAGUGCCGCGUCACCGACUGGGUCAACGUCUGCAAGUGACCGGGCGGGCGUACGCAACGGCGGUGGUGGCAAGAUUAAGCGACCGAGAAUCGCGGACAGUGUAGCAAGAGCGAUAUGACGAGCGACAGACGUGCCAGAGUACGCCCGUUAAAAGCAGAAUGCAAUCAUUCCGCCAUUCCAAUUGGCUGUGGUGGCUGUCGCCGAACAGCAUCAUAGCUCAUUUGCAUAAUAUUCGCUGAAGCCCAACUACAAACACUGUCGCUCAAGUAACUCAUUUGAGCCUCUAGCCGCCCAAACCACUUUGUCUCUUCUGUCUGUCAGCAACUCAAGACAAAGUCAAUUACUUAUCUGUUGCCGGAGUCGCCCAUGGUCUAUUUUGUGCCAUGAUGGCCACCGUAGGGAACUCG
Engraulis encrasicolus (European anchovy) is the source of this 1953-nucleotide messenger RNA. It is a transcript of the gene wnt10b, whose product is annotated as wingless-type MMTV integration site family, member 10b. The transcript has 5 exons. Gene Ontology annotation, biological process: canonical Wnt signaling pathway; neuron differentiation; cell fate commitment. The record is from RefSeq and is a predicted model, not a curated record. NCBI's taxonomy places the organism in Eukaryota, Metazoa, Chordata, Actinopteri, Clupeiformes, Engraulidae. The coding region runs from base 233 to 1585 and encodes 450 amino acids. Gene Ontology annotation, molecular function: frizzled binding; cytokine activity. Gene Ontology annotation, cellular component: extracellular region.